Molecule: messenger RNA, 2007 nt
Organism: Cyclocybe aegerita
Lineage: Eukaryota; Fungi; Basidiomycota; Agaricomycetes; Agaricales; Hemipholiotaceae
Source: the annotation of a GenBank genome assembly
AUGAACACCACAGACCAGCACUACCGCCAGCACCCACACCACCACCACCAACACCAGCAGCAACACCAGCAGCACUGGCCCCCCCACCUCCUGCACCCCCAGCAGCACUACCACCACCAGCUCUCCCUCAACCUCGACUCCCUCUCCGUCACCUCCCCAACCAACCUCUCCCCAAUAAACCCCCCCACCGCCGCCAUCUCCCCAGUGACCCCGCCGUUUCAGCAGCACCAGCACCAGCAGCACCCGUUCUCGUUCGAUCCAGUGCAACAGCCCGGCCAGCAGAGCCCCGGGCACUACGACGAGCAUGGCAUCCUCCAGCAGCCAGUAGCGGCUGCCCAAGGCACGGGCACGCCCUACGACACACGGCGCACAUCCACCGCCGCGCCCUCGCGCGCCUCGUCAUCCGGCGGUGGGGGCGGAGGGCCCUCCUCCCAGCUUCCAAGGAAACGCAGCUUCACCGCGCACCCCAACGCGUCCUCCACAUCCCUCGGGUCCAACAGCCCAGGGGGCGGCGUCGGGCCCUCUAGCGCCUCUGCGCCCCCGAGCGCCUCCUCCUCCGGGGGCCCUGGCGCGGGUCUGACGGUCAACGUGAACGUCGGCUCGACGCUCGUGGAGGAGAGCAUCGCGGGCGGGGGCAGCCCUGUGGAUGGCAGCGGCAGCACGAGCGGCGCGGAGGACUCGUUUGGCAUGAUCGGCAUGGGCGGGAGCAUGAACAUCCUCGGAAAGCCCAUGGCCACCAACAACUUUGUCACGAAGCUGUACCAGAUGAUCAAUGACCCCAAAUCGGCGCAAUUCAUCGCAUGGACGGAGCUCGGCACCUCAUUCGUCGUCUCGAACGUCGGCGAAUUCAGCAGGAGCAUAUUGGGGUCACAUUUCAAGCAUAACAACUUCUCGAGCUUCGUACGGCAGCUGAAUAUGUAUGGCUUUCAUAAAAUCAACCGGACACCCAGGGCCCAACGGACGUCAACCGACGCGCAGACAUGGGAGUUUUCGCAUCACAAGUUCCUGCGUGGCCGUCCGGAUCUGCUAGAUGAGAUUAAGCGGAAGGCGCUCGAGCCUGACCCGGGGAUGAAGCAUCGGGUUGAACUGCCUGGAGAAGUUGCUGCUCAACUGAACGCUAUGCGGGAUGAGAACAGGCGGGUAUGGGAUCAGCUGAACGCUGAGAGGAGGAAGGUGGAGAAGCUGGUCAAUGUUGUUGGUCGGUUGUGGGAUGUGGUGGGCAAGGGCUUCCCUGGAAGUGUACCCCAAUUCCCUCAAGAGCUGCUCGAGUCCUCAGAGAGCCCAAACAUCUACAUCACGUCACCCACCGCGACAUCGCGCUUCCCACCACCGCUCUCGAUGAACUUGCACGCGAUCCAUAACUUGAACAGCCCGAGCUCAAGUCCAACGACCGCCGACUUCCCGUCACAUUCGCACCACCAGCACCCGCAUUCAUUAUCGCGGCAGCACUCCUUCCAGCACGUCGCUGGAAGCAACUAUCGUGGCGAGUCGACGAGCUCAACGCCACUGCCCUCGUCGCCGGGCUCGGGCUCGAUUUCCAUGGACAUGUUCGACGACGGCUCGUGCGACCCUCCGCCGCCUUCAGGUCGGAACAGCGCCAAGCGUCAGCGGUUAGACGACUCGAGCCUCGGGAUCAACGUCAACAUGGGCAGUAUGGGCGGCGUCAACGUGAACGGCGACUCGAUGAGCAUGAUGUCGUCUGUCUCGUCACCUGGCUCGGGCCCAGGCGGCGGCCUCGCGAACCUGACGGUGCCGAAGAAGUCCAGUCGCGCACGGAGUGAUAGCGCCCCGAUGGGAUACGCGCAUGUCAGUAGUGGGCUCGGCUCGAUGGCCUCCUGGUCGCAGCCGAAUGGGAUUGGCAGUGGAGGCGUUGUGGGCCGCCCGAGGAGCGGUAGUGGUAUGAUGCCGAGGGGGAUCCCCAACAUCGGGACGAUGACGAGGAACAGCAACGCGAGCACACCGCUGUUGUCGAUCACGACUGCUGAGUCCGACUUGAACAGUCGGUGA